GAUAGUUUGAUUGUUAAAAUUUAAUCCCUAGAGAAUAAAUAAUAGACAUUUACACUUGAGUUCAAAUGUUGCAAUUCAUUUUCUGAGUUUGCAAGUUAAGAUUCGUGCAGGAUUUUUCGAUUUAACUUGUUAGACACAGAGAUUAGUUGUUUAGCGAUGCUCACUACAGAAUUCAUUGUUUCAGUUUAACGUCAAUUCGAAAUAUUCGUUAUGCUACCCGAUUAAAAACAAUAAUUGACAGCAGUUGCAGUUAUAAUUAUUUUAUAUAAAAUUUAAUAUCGUGAAAAAUUACAACAUGAAGCGCCCUAGAAGACCUGCUAAGAAACAAACAACAUUACUAAAGGAUAAGACUUAUUUAGCUUUCGGUGCUAUUGUGGUGGAAGCUUCAAAGUCAAAUACAACACAUCAUAAAUAUCUUGCAGAAGCCCAAAAAAUUGCAAGCAAAACAGCUGAAGACCGUCUAUUCGACAUAUUAGUUAUUUUAUCUAAAAAGCACAUUGCUCUCGGAGAUGACAUGCCACAGGUGAUUUGUUUUAUGGAGUUUAUAGCAUUAUUUUUGAAUAAUAUAGAGAAAGAACAUCAAACAAUGUUUCAUACUACCUUUGGAAAAGAAGCUGAAAUGCAUGGGUUAAUGAAAAACAUGCUACGAUUUCUUAUGGAAAUAUCAUGUGCCGAAUGUAGUGAUACAAGAAAACUAUCGUUACAAUUUAUUAAUAUAAUAUUGAAUAAUAUGGGUGAUAGAUCUAUAGAUGACGAUAUGUUUGAUGACUUAACUAAAUGUGUUUUAGAACGCGCUCAGGAUGUUAAGAACAAAAUACGGGCAGAAGCAAUUCACACUGGCAAAAGAUUACAAAAUCCACACAAUCAAGAUGAUUUAAUAUGCAAAACAUACAAAUAUCAUUUAAAAAGUGAUCCUUCGGUUGUUGUUAGGAAAGCUGUCUUAGAAAAUAUUGGUUAUUCUCAAUUCACCAGAGAAGCAAUAAUUUCACGAAUAAUGGAUGUUGACGAAGGGGUUCGUUUGCUUGCGUUUGAAAGGAUCCUUCAAAUGCCUUUAAGAUCUAUUAAAUUGGCCCAAAGGCACAAGCUACUUUUCAUAGGUUUUCAAGAUGGUUCUGAUAAAAUAAAAAACUUUAUUGAAAAAACACUAUUACCAUCUUGGCUCAAUCAGUCUGAUAAAUCUGUUGUAUAUCUUAUCGAUACUAUUAGACAUGAUACAACAGAUAAGAAAAAAGAAGAGAAUGAUACUGUGAUAGAAAACGUUCUAAAUGUUUUAUUUAAACUUUUACCAUUGCAAGAAUUAUAUAAUGAUUUAAACUUGGAUGAUGAGAAGAGAAUUUCACCACUUGAGAAGCUGUCACCUCAAAGAUUGAUAUAUUGGCGCAGUUUUGUUCAAUAUCUUAUAUCAAAUGGUUCUGAAAUUGGCGCAGACGUGGAUCUAAUUUUACCAACCUUAACAGAUCUUGUUGAUCUUAUUUGUAGUUACGAUGAGUAUUGGGAACCUACUAUGGCUGCACAAAAUCCUACGAAUGAGCAGAAACUUGAUCAGCUAGACUAUAAUGUUGGUAAAUUGGAAUUUCUAAGAAUGAUUGAAUUACAUGAUUGCUUGGGAGAUGAAGUCGGAAGACACAAAUUAAAUAAUUAUUUACUGCACAAUGCUCUUCAUGCCAAAAACAUGAUUGAAGCUCAUUAUAAUAUAAUUAUCAAAAUUUUACAUAAAACUUGUUUGAGUUUUAUGGGAUGGCAUACUGAAUUGUUAAAUGUGAUUAACGACAUUUAUGAAGUACCUGUUACCUCUGAAGUUCCAGCCAAGCAGCAAGCACCAUCAGUGGAAAAAUCUCAUGAAAUUGAUGUGAAGAAAGCUAAUUUAAAAAUUGAGAUAAUUGAAUUGGAAACAUGUAGAGAAGAAGCCUUAAAUGAGAAAAAUUACACAAAAGCUAAAGAAUGUGAUGAUAAAUUGGCAGUAGUAAGGAAGCAGUUGGAUGAGUUGCAUGCAGGUACGAUAAUAAUGGCUCCAUUAGAAGAUUGUCAUGUUGAUGAACCAGAAAGAAUUACAACUGAUAAUCCGGAAGAUUUAACAAAAAUAUUAAUGAUAUUGUAUAGUAUGUUGAGUUUAGGUGAUUAUAAACCUACACCAGAAAUGAACAUUCUGUUCCAAGACGUUGUUCAACCGAAUUUGUCAUCUAAUGAUUCAGAGGUUGAGUAUUGGGCAAUGUGUUGUGCAGGAGCUUAUUGUAUUCACGAUUUGAACUUAGCUAGGACCUGUUUCCCAAUAUUCUUCACAAAAAUGUUUGCGGAUGCGCCAAUGAUACCCACACAUCAAAUGUCAAGCUAUACUGAUGCUAUUAGUGCGGCUACAGCAGUGACUGUUAAUGAACCCCAUUCUAUACCAGAUGUGGCGCUAAAAAUCGUCUUUGAUAUGAUUCUUGCACAUUCUGUCGAAAGUUUUGAAGUCCAAGACAAUAAUGAAGAUAGCAGUCAAGGGACCAAUCUAAGUUCACGUCGGGGGCGCAGAUUAUUUCUAAUGGACCUGGAAGAACAAGAAGGAGAAGCAGAAGGAAGUAUUGUGGAUAAGACAUGCUCUCAACCUGGAGCUAAUCUAAAUGCUACACCAGGCAUAUCCGUUUCUGCAGCGUUUAUAGAUAUUAUUAUGAAAUUAUUACAAGAAUGUGAAGUGCAUUCUACCCGUCUUAUAGUGGUUCAAGGCUUGAUUAAAUUGUUCUUGAACAAUAAAAUAACAUCUGAUAAAAUAGUUGCUCAUCUUCUGUUGAUGUAUCACCAUCCAGAAAUGGACUUGUAUGAAAAUAAUGAUAUUAGACAACAUAUUGUUUUGUUAUUUUCUGCUAUGGGUUAUGGUGAUGCUGGUGGCCCUGAUGCUUUAAUUAAUGCACUCAUGCCCGCUGUAAUGAUUUGGUAUGAAGCACCUUCUUCAAGUCCUCUGAAACAUAUUGAGUGUUUUAAUAUGUUAAAGCUUGUAAUAGCUCUAACACAUUCGAAUAGAGACGAUAAUGAAUGUAUACAUAACCAACUUGCUCUAAUACUUUGUGAUGGUUUAAAGCGUAUUCGCAAAAAUGAAGAACUGGAAUUGGAUUUAUCAAAAGCUUUAUCUCUAUGCGAUAUUAACGCAGAAGGGCAGUUGAAAUUGGAUCUGACACCAUGCAUAUCAGAAUUAUUGGCAACAAUAAGUAAUAAAGUAGCAUCUAAAUAUCUGAGACAAGCAUUAGCAAAUAUUGAAAUGGGCAUGGUUCAAGUUGACCAAACCCAAGAAAGUCGGAAAUCUGCCUGUGCUAGUCCUUUAAGUAAUGAUAAAGAAAAUAUAAGUAAUGAUAAUGAAUCACAGGAAUGAUUUAUGAGAAGAAUUUAUGCCUCAUUCUUAUGAUUUUGAUUUGAUUUAAAAUUAAAUGAAAUU
Molecule: messenger RNA, 3406 nt
Organism: Ctenocephalides felis (cat flea)
Lineage: Eukaryota; Metazoa; Arthropoda; Insecta; Siphonaptera; Pulicidae
Product: condensin complex subunit 3-like
Exons: 14
Coding region: 296-3343 (1015 amino acids)
Biological process (GO): mitotic chromosome condensation
Cellular component (GO): condensin complex; condensed chromosome; cytoplasm
Source: RefSeq, a predicted model, not a curated record